Molecule: messenger RNA, 1690 nt
Organism: Mytilus trossulus (common blue mussel)
Lineage: Eukaryota; Metazoa; Mollusca; Bivalvia; Mytilida; Mytilidae
Product: transcription intermediary factor 1-alpha-like
Exons: 1
Coding region: 44-1690 (548 amino acids)
Molecular function (GO): zinc ion binding
Source: RefSeq, a predicted model, not a curated record
AUUCGCAUAUUACUUCCUUGUGCAAAGGGCGUUUAUAAGGAAAAUGGCGACGUCUAUUGACAGUCAUGUCGUUGACAUAACUACGUGUGCAAUUUGUCUGGAGAAACUUAACACUCCAAAGUAUUUACCGUGCUUGCAUACAUUUUGUGAAAGUUGCCUACGGACAUACAUAACUGCUAUAUUUGAGAAAGAGCACAAACAAAGUAUUGAAUGUCCGGUUUGUAGGACUGAAGUAAUUGUACCGAAGGAAAUCAAUGCAUCUGAAGAAUGGGCCAAACUGCUACCAUUGAAUUUCCUUAUCGUUGGACUAUUGGAAAAAGAGAAAGUCGAGAAUCCACAAAAACAAUGUAUGGUAUGUGAACGAAUGGAAACAAAAUCGGAGGCAAGUUUUAUUUGUAUUGAUUGUUCUGAUUUAUUAUGUUCAAACUGUAAAAAACACCACAAAGCGAACAAAUUGACGUGUGACCACGAAAUGAGACAAAUUAAUGAACUGUCAUCGGUCUCUGAAUGCUUGAAAACUUUUAAAAACCUUUGUUCUGAACAUAAAGGAGAAGAGCUUAAAUUAUUUUGUGUCGACCAUCAGACUCCAUGCUGUUCAAUGUGUGUAUCAAUCAAUCAUCGCCGAUGUGAAAAAGUUCUUUCCAUAGAAGAUGCUGCGAAGGAAUACGCGACAACUGACAAAGUUACAGAUCUGAGAACCCAACUUAGCGAAGUUGAUGAUGAUAUAAAAGCAAUCAUAAAAGAUCGAGCAUCUGCAAAGCAAAACAUAGACAAGGAGCAUAAAGAAAAACAAAAUGACCUUGAGACUAUAUUCAGUGACCUUGUGGCUAAAAUAAAUCAUCUCAAAGUCAAACGAGAAGCAGAACUUUUGAAAAUAUACAACGAGGCAAAAGAAACGAUAGACACUUCUAUUAUAAUCUUUCAAAAUAAACAAAAAAAUAUAGAAAAUGAAAAACAGAUUCUAGAUGCAGCCGUAAACAUGGUAAACAUGGCAUCCAAUGUUCAAGUUAUGAUAGUAGUCGAAAAGCUGAAGAAACACUUGGAGGAACAUAAACAAUUGAUUCAAACCAAGGCUAAAGAAAAUGUUAAUUAUGAACUUUCACUGAAAAAUGUAGAAAAUAUUUCAAAAUUAGCUGAAAAAAUGGAGAAUGAGUGUCAGAUUGCAUGCAAAGAAACAAACGCAUGUAUUGAAUUGAGUAGCAUGACUGUAACGCCUUAUGUCUCUGAAAUAUUUAGCGUCUGUCGUUUACAAACAGAAAGUCGUUUUAGUUGGGGGUCGUGUAGUGGUAAAAAAGACGCUAUUUGUUUUUCGGUAUCAAAGGAAAUAGAACUAUGCGGAUUUCUAUCAUAUGUAUGUUGCGAUGGAUUAUCGUCAUGUGAUGUGACCGCUUCAGUUAGAGACGAUACAACUGAUCUUGUUAUAGUGUCAAACACUAUAGACAGUAAACUAGCUGAAAAUAAAAGGGUUAAAAUUGAAUUUACAAAACCAGUAAAACUAUUAGCUAAUAAUAAAUACCAUGUUGUUGUAGUGAUUAAAGGUCCAGAUUGCUAUUAUGGGAUCGGAGGGAAAUCUGUAGUAGACAGUAAUGAUGUAGUGUUUACUUUUAGUCAGUCUGAGUUUAGUGAUAAUGGAACAAGUACCAACUCAGGUCAAAUUCCUGGAUUUUUAUUCAAAAUUCCUAAGGAAUAA